Harpia harpyja (harpy eagle) is the source of this 2247-nucleotide messenger RNA. It is a transcript of the gene DHFR, whose product is annotated as dihydrofolate reductase. Gene Ontology annotation, biological process: folic acid metabolic process; tetrahydrofolate biosynthetic process; glycine biosynthetic process. The record is from RefSeq and is a predicted model, not a curated record. Gene Ontology annotation, cellular component: mitochondrion. The transcript is spliced from 6 exons. The coding region runs from base 77 to 649 and encodes 190 amino acids. Gene Ontology annotation, molecular function: NADP binding; dihydrofolate reductase activity. NCBI's taxonomy places the organism in Eukaryota, Metazoa, Chordata, Aves, Accipitriformes, Accipitridae.
CGCACGUCGCCCCGCCCCGCCGCUGCGCGCUCACUCGCUCCGAAGUCCGGUGUGGCGGGAGGCGGCCGCGGGUGUCAUGGUGCGCUCGCUCAACUCCAUCGUGGCCGUGUGCCAGAACAUGGGCAUCGGGAAGGACGGCAGCCUGCCCUGGCCGCCGCUGAGGAAUGAGUUCAAGUACUUCCAGAGAAUGACUAGCACAUCCCACGUGGAAGGUAAACAGAAUGCACUGAUAAUGGGUAAAAAAACCUGGUUCUCCAUUCCUGAGAAGAAUCGUCCUUUAAAAGGCAGAAUUAAUAUAGUGCUCAGCAGGGAGCUCAAGGAAACCCCAAAAGGAGCACAUUAUCUUUCCAAAAGUCUGGAUGAUGCUUUAGCCCUUUUGGAUUCACCAGAAUUAAAAAGUAAAGUCGAUAUGGUUUGGAUCGUCGGAGGAAGUUCAGUUUACAAGGCAGCGAUGGAGAAGCCAAUUAAUCAUCGAUUGUUUGUGACAAGAAUUUUGCAGGACUUUGAAAGUGACACAUUUUUUCCGGAAAUCGACUACAAAGAGUACAAACUUCUCACAGAGUACCCAGGUGUCCCUGCUGAUAUCCAAGAAGAGAAUGGCAUCCAGUACAAAUUUGAGGUGUAUGAAAAAGCCAUCUCGGCACAAUAAAUGAGGCUUUCUGUACUUCUGUGUAAGGGCAGGCAUUUUAAAUCGUGAAGUCUUAUUGAGUGCAAAUAUAUACUAAAUUAUUGAGAGAAAAUCCUGCUUGAUUGUACAAUACCUCAGUAGUGAAUGAUUCCAAAAAACACACCCCACACUCUGAAUAUACACCCCGCAGUGGAAAUAUGAGGGUAGUCAGCAGCAUGAAAGAGCUAGAUCUAAGGAAUACCACACCUAUGGUUGGAUGAGAUCUUGCAUUGAUCUUUACAGUCCAGGGCAGCAUCCCUAACAAGUCCACGAGUAAUGAAAGGCAUUAGACUGUUUCAGAACCUUUCUACCUAAACAAAGGUUUCGAGUAUCUCCUGAUUCAAAACACCCAACACUGAGAAAGUGUCAAAACUCCUGAGUUUGACUGGGGUGGUAUGUACAUUUACAACAAUAAAAUAUACUGGUGCAGAGGAAAAGGUAAGCAAGCAUAACAAGAGAAAUGGAGUCUGGAAGCCUCGGGCAGCAGUUGAGGGAUAGAUUGAUCCAUCAUGGAACUCCUCUCUUAUCAUCUUAACCAUCCUGGGUACACAGCCUGCUUCAAGCCUUUUGGCUGAAAACACUGACUUACAAAUUAAUCUGAUGAAGAAGUUUUAACAUUUCUGUUAACUUCACACCCAUGUAGAGGCUUGCUGCUCUUAUAAAAAGUUGCUAUGUCUGUUUGACCGUGGCCACUUUGCAGUAUAAGAACAUAAACAUUGCUUUCUUAACAGAACCUGUGUUCUUAUGUCCCUUCUAAUUGUUAGCAGUGCAGAUGCAGAAUGUUAAUUUGUUGAUGUGAUUUUGACUAUUCUGUGUUGCAUACAAAUACGGAUUAUAAGCAGAUAGUGGAGUCCUGUUUCCUUUUUCAUUAAACAUAGCUAGUAUAAUAAUGUUCUGCAUUACUGUUCACUAGAGUAGUGAACAAUAUACUGGUACCGUAGUAACACUGUGAUUCUAAUGGCAUACAAUGCCAAGUGUUGACCAAACUUUAUUGUUGCCAAUAUUAUCACAACAUUAUCUGUAAUACUAGCCUGUUGCUAUGUUCUGGCUGUGAGGAGUUUGUCAGACAGCAGAGGACUCCAUACAUGAAGUGUCAACGGAGAGGAGCUAGGGUGUACCGUGCCCAUCUAUGCUUCCUGGUGCUGCAGCUGCCACCCUGAGAGAUAACCUGCAGGGAGGGAGCCCUGCCUCCCUUUCACUGCAGAUCAGUCUGAGACCAGAGGAGUGAAAAAAAAAGUUUUUUUAAAAAAAAUUAACCCUCAAAACUCUGCUGACUGUUUCCUCAAAGCAUUUUUAAAAGCAUUGCCUUAUGAAGCAGUAUUGUGGGAGAUUUGAGUAAUAAUGGUCAUCCUUUAAUGUCACGCUGAGGCUCAGUUCUAACGUCGGGGAGGGCAGCACGGGCCUUACACAGGUUAUAACUGUACAGAGGAGCGUAACAGCACCCGGUUUUCUUUUGAUUUUGCUUGCUUUUGAAAACCCAAAUCUCUUUCAUAAGAGAAAAAGAAUGUCAGCUGUGAACACCUUGAAUUUUUCAUUGCAAUUCACAACAUUUAACUGAUAAAGAUAAUUUUUGCAUCUGU